AGGGAAGAAGUGGGGUGAUGAGCGAAGUUCAUAAAUCCUGCGGGCGUUAGCGGGAGGUGGGCGGUCGGUGGGCUGGUGAGUGACACGGCGCCGAUCUUCGGUCCUCAAGGCAGAACUUGGCGCGGGUUUUGUCUGGAGCACUGGUGGCGGGGAUGGCAGAGAAGGGACCACGGGCUGCCUUUCCGGGAUUUCCUUCCCGCUGCGGAGAAAGCUUAGUACAGAGCUCUGAUUAAAGAUGACUUCUAUAUUCACUCAAGAAAUUCGCCUUUCUAAAAGACAUGAAGAAAUAGUAUCACAAAGACUAAUGUUGCUUCAAAAAAUGGCGAGAAAGUUUGGCGGUCAAAACACAGAAAAGGCACCUCAGGUGCAAGCUGCUGAGACUGCUUUCAAAAGAAAUCGUAGUCUUUUAAAGGAUAUAGAAACAGCCGAAAAGUCACUGCAGACCAGGAUUCACCCACUUCCACGGCCUGAGGUGGUUUCUCUUGAGACUCGUUACUGGGCAUCAGUAGAAGAAUAUAUUCCCAAAUGGGAACAGUUUCUUUUAGGAAGAGCACCAUAUCCUGUUGGUGUUGAAAGUCAAAAAGAAGCAGAAAAAAACAUUCAGAAUGAAGCAGAGUGAUAACUUCUUCACGUGCUGUUCCAGAAAACUUGCUUAAUAAAGCUGAAUGUUAAAGAGUAUGUAGGUAACCGGGAGGUCUUUUAGGAAUGUUUAUGUUCCUACUGUUUCAUUACCUCCUACAUGACAAUGCAGAUAUGGAAAUCUACUGGGAAAUCUCAGGUUAUCAGUUACUUGUGUUUCAAAGUCAUGAAUUUCUUCUCUACCAAACCCAAGGAAGAAUAAAACUGAUAUUAAAAGGUAAUAGAAAUACUAUUCCCUACUCCUAUUUUAAAAAAAGAAAACUCUGCACUUUAUUAAGUAAGCUUCAAAUCAGUGUUGUGUGUAUUGUUUAAAACUUCAUUUACAAUCAUUCUCAUCUCAACAGUUCUAUGAUUGUCAGUUUAAGUUUUCUGGAAUCUUUACUUUUCAGUUGUUUUAUUAUGGGGACAAGGUACAGUACCAGAGGGGUUGUCUGCUUAAUAUUGCAGUUCCUUGUGACAAAUGAAGACUGGCUUUAGUCUGAUCAUGUUUAUCAGGAAAUAGGUACCUAACACGCAUGCCUCACACACCAACAAACCUUCAAAAGCUCUGGCGGUGGCCAGCAGUGAACUGUAAUGCAUCUGAUAAGUAGCCAGUUGAGGGAAGGCACAGACUUUGUACUGGAAUAGGAGACCUAUUACAACUGGUGACAGUUAUUGGAUUUUGACAUGGUUAUUUAGGGAUUGGCAACCUGGUGAAUGCAAAUAACCUCAUUCUCAUUUUUUCAUCUUUAAACUUACCCUUCUUUCACUCUCCUGUUUUCAUUAUGUCUGAAAAAAAAAAAGUGUCAGAAAGCUUUGGGUCACAACCCUAAGCAGCUCUGAGCUUCCUCAGUCUCCCACUGCUUGAGCACUUUGGGGAGAUAAAGCACCUCUGCUUUUCUAGCUAUAGAGACAGCUUCUGCUGCCCGAGGGUGUCAUGCUAUCUCCCAGUCCCAUGUUUGAAUCCAAGUGAUUUGUGUUCUGCAAAGAAGACAAUAGGACAAGCUAAACACACACACCAAAUAAGCUACAUCGCAGCGUUCACUGGGCUGUGAGUUCCUCUGAACUACCCUCUUGGAAAUACCCUGUGGAGUGGGUGCUGGUGUGGGUAACAAUAAUGUUGUUUUCAUAAUAUGUGCUGGCAGAUUAGCACACUUCUCUACAGUGUUAACAGUUGUAAUUAAGGAAUAAACAGCACAGGGUGUCAGUCCGAUGACAAUUUCAUCUAUAGUGUCACAAUACAAAAUGUCACAAAAUAUUAGAACUGUUAUAUAACCAUAAAAAGUAUCAGCUUAAAAGCUGCAAGCCUUUUCAAACAAGAAGACAGAGAAAGGAAGAAAAAAAAAAAAAGCUGGCAUAGCGGCCAGAACAAUUUUAAUACCUUCUCAAGCAUGUUCUGUCAUGAACAUAAAUUGAUAAGUUUUUUUUCUGUUACAUUACAGUUUGGUUUCUAGCCAUCCAGUUGAUUUAGCAGGAGAAUGCAGGUUUUCUUAGCAGCUUUGAAUUGGUAAACAGAUUUAGAUGUACUAGAAAGGAACAUGAGGAAGUUUUUUUUUUUAACAUCCAAUCUUUCCCAGCAUAUGCACAUAAGAAGGUGAAUGAAGCAAUGUGAAACUUAUUUCUCUUUAGUCAAGUGAAAAAAAGGCUAAACAUUUGUUAGAUGGUAAAAUAUUGUGUCAAGCAAGUAGGCACAUUCCAAAAUUAAACAGUGGUUGAUACGUUAACGUCCUCAAAUAUUUGAGCGUACACUUCCUUUGAGAUCUGUAAAUUAAAUCACCAGUAGGUUAGAUUAAAAUACAAAAUGAAUGGCAAUUUCACCAUCUCGGGAAAGAUUGGGUUUUCCUCCCCUAAACUGACUAAUGCUAAAUAGUUUUUUUAGAAAACAGCGUACGGUUAAUACAUCCUGGGUUAACAUUCAGGGCAGAAGGGAAGGUAUUUCUAGCUUUCAGCUGUACCAUUUUUCCUAUUUUACUUAAUACCUCAAAAAUUCCCAGAGAUGACUUUAUUCCUGGCCCCUGCCGAGCUCCCCCCACCCCUUGUAGACUAUAACAGAUUGCACCACAUGGUGUCUGUUUAAAAAAAAAAAAAAAUCCCACAGGGACCUGGAUAUCCCAUUAAAAGGCUUUAUAUUCCUUACGGCAAAUUAGCUUUACAUAAGAAUUUCUAAAUAAUGUUUUCUGUGAGGAAGGAAGGAAUAGUAUAUAUAUUUUUCUACAAUUUGUAAGAACCACACAAGGAAGAAAAAGUCAUCCACUUAUACAUUUCCAGCAGUAAUUCAGUGUCCUUACCAGAGGCUACACUGUAUUUACUCUUCUCCAUGAAAACUGUAAAUUUGUGGGGGAUUUUUAAUAGUGAAAUCUUGAAAAUCAAAGGCAUUCAAAGGCUUUUUUUUCCCAGAGACCUUCUUGGAUUGUUGCACAUGUAUAAAUAUUCAAAGCUCAUUUCUGCUCAAACACUCCUGGGACAUGAAAUUAUUAAACUGUAAGAAGCUAAAGAAAAGAGAAGGAGCUGUCGUUUCUCUCCAAACUCAAUAAAUAAACCUUCAGGAGUCAGAAACAGGCCUAAGCCUUGGGGAAGCAGACAUUGGUCUUUGUCCUGGGCAGGGAACAUGGGAACCCAAGUAUAGAUGGACCCUGUCUCUGCGCAUUAUGCACAAGGUGUCUGAAAUUGUCACUUUCUCUGAAAUUUGGCCUUCUACAUAUCCCCCUUUUUCCAUCAAA
Lepus europaeus (European hare) is the source of this 3338-nucleotide messenger RNA. It is a transcript of the gene CEP15, whose product is annotated as centrosomal protein 15. NCBI's taxonomy places the organism in Eukaryota, Metazoa, Chordata, Mammalia, Lagomorpha, Leporidae. Bases 236 to 619 code for a protein of 127 amino acids. The transcript is spliced from 5 exons. The record is from RefSeq and is a predicted model, not a curated record.